UGACCAAGCCAACCCAACGCGCAUGCACUGGCGGGUUGAUUUAACCGGCGUGCACCGCGGGUCGGACUUGUCAGAGCUGCCGGACGCGCGCAACAGAUGCGCACCGGGGAAUAAGCCGUUAAUACCCCGAAGACUGCGAGGAGAAAGCCGCCCCGUCCUCACGCAACUCCUCAAAUCCGCGCGCGGCGCCGUCUCUGUGGAGGUAGCAGAAGAAGAACAAGGACCGUGCGCUUUUUCUUUUUCCCUUUUCAAUGAUUUAGGAACGUUUUUACGCGCCGGCAAGUUCUCUUCCGGUCUUGCGACGCGGUGGGCCCGGACGUGCCAACCGAAAGGCGUCGCGGGGGAAGCGUCGACUCGGACGCGCGUGGAAUGACGGCAGCGGUCGUUGCGAGGCAAGAUGCCGCCCAAGAAAAAGGGAGAGCGUCACGACUCGGACGCGGCUGAGGAGAGAAACGCCCAAGUUCAGUUGGAGAAAGCAAAGUACCGGCCUGUGGCCUUCGCCGUACGCUGCAACUUCUCCUACACGCCAGCGGAUGACGACAACGUGCCGGUGCCGGGCCACGCCAUCACUUUUGAGGCCCGGGAUUUCCUCCACAUCAAAGAGAAAUUUAACAACGAAUGGUGGAUCGGCCGGCCUGUGAAGGAGGACGGUGCGGUGGGCUUUAUCCCCAGUCCGGUCAACCUGGAGACCAUCCUGAUCAGGAGAGAAGUCCAGGCCAGGAAGGCGGCCAAGGCCUUAGCCAACAAAGCAUCAUCACAAAUGGCUCACGAUAUGAACUCAAAGAAAUACACGCCUCCGUCGCAAGCCAACCAGCAGGUGAAAAAGAAGCCGGGGGAGCAGGUGUCCAUGUACGACGUGGUGCCGACCAUGCGUCCUGUGGUUCUCAUGGGACCGUCGCUGAAGGGCUUAGAGGUGACAGACAUGAUGCAAAAAGCCCUGUUUGACUUUUUGAAACAUCGAUUCGAAGGCAGAAUCACAAUCACGCGGGUGACGGCGGACAUUUCUCUGGCUAAGCGCUCCAUACUUAACAACCCGGGGAAAAAAGCCUUAAUUGACCGCACCAACACCCGUUCCAAUUUAGAUGCCGCUGCCCAGAUCCAGGGGGAGGUAGAACGCAUCUUUGAACUGGCCCGCAGUUUACAGCUGGUGGUGCUGGAUGCGGACACCGUCAACCACCCUUUGCAGGUGUCCAAGACCUCCCUGGCGCCCAUCCUCGUCUACGUCAAGAUUUCCUCUCCGAAGGUGUUGACCAGGCUGAUCAAGACCAGGGGAAAGUCUCAAACCAAACACCUCAACGUUCAACUGGUAGCUGCAGACAAGCUUGCCCAGUGUCCGCCGGAAAUGUUCGACGUCAUCUUGGACGAGAAUCAGCUGAUGGACGCCUGCGAGCACAUCGCCGACUAUCUGGAGUCGUACUGGAGGGCCACACAUCCGCCGGAAAUGGAGCCCGCCAACGAUCUGGUGGCGAGGCUUGCCGAGAGCACGCUGCCCAUCGGUCCCACCGUCGUACCGGUCGGUUAUACUUGAGGGCGCGCGUGCCCGUGUGGUGUCAUUUCGUCUCAUAACGUAUCCCGCCCAUUCUCGAUCUGACACAUUGUACUAUAAAUAUAGUCGAAGUGCUUCGAUAUUCAUGGA
Molecule: messenger RNA, 1636 nt
Organism: Hippocampus comes (tiger tail seahorse)
Lineage: Eukaryota; Metazoa; Chordata; Actinopteri; Syngnathiformes; Syngnathidae
Product: voltage-dependent L-type calcium channel subunit beta-2-like
Exons: 13
Coding region: 398-1528 (376 amino acids)
Biological process (GO): calcium ion transmembrane transport
Cellular component (GO): voltage-gated calcium channel complex
Molecular function (GO): protein binding; voltage-gated calcium channel activity
Source: RefSeq, a predicted model, not a curated record